This is a messenger RNA of Rubroshorea leprosula, 603 nucleotides long. The record is from the annotation of a GenBank genome assembly. Lineage: Eukaryota; Viridiplantae; Streptophyta; Magnoliopsida; Malvales; Dipterocarpaceae.
AAACUGAACCUUCCUCAAUUCGGUGGCCACUUCUGCCCUCACAUCUCCGAUCCAUGGCAGCUACUACCUCCACUAGCUUCUUCAAUUUCCGGUCCACCAAUGACGAGCCAAGGGUCCGGACCUCGUCCAGCCACCGGGCCUCACCACCGUGCGGCAAGCUCGACGGCGUCGCCACGUGGCUCAUCAACGGUGUCGCUGCUGCAUUUUUCGCGUCACUAGAACGGUGUUCUUGCAUCCGCAUCGCCACCAAGGAAGACGGCGAGGAAGCUAAUGAAGUGCCGCUGAUCUACAACGAUGGAAAUUACAUGAUCAGGCAUGAUGCCGCUGGUGCCGCCGCUGCCGCCACCACUACCAGGCGGAGGACGGGGAAAGGAAAGAAUAAGGGCGAAGGGGAAGCAGCUGUGGCGGAGGUUUAAUUUCUCCUUUUCUUUUCUAAAAAAAAAAAAAAAAUGUCUGGUAAGUAAUAUCAUCACCUGUUGUGAAAAAUUAAGUUUGAUGGAUUUGGAAAUGCCAAACUGGAGGCAUUAUUAAUAUUUUGCUUAUUUUCAAGUUGAAUCUAUGAUGAAUAUAUGGAAUUUAAAAUAAUAAAUUUCAUCUUAAUUA